AUGGCCGACACCAACACCAACACCCUCUACCAAUACAGCACCAUCAGCGCCCUCCUCUCCGGCAUCUGCACCGAGGGCCUCGACGCCUCCACGCUCCUCGAACAAGGCACGUACGGUCUAGGCACCUUCUCCGACCUAGACGGGGAGAUUAUCGUGAUGAACUCGCGCGCCUACCACUUCCCCUCCAGCACGAAUGCCACCGUACGGCCCCUAAACCCCACCGACACCAUCCCCUUCGCCAUGCUCACCACCUUCCAACCAACACACAUUCUCCCACUCCCAACAACCACCACCUCGGAGAAAAUCACCCUGGGAACCCUCUCCGCCCUCCUCACCCCGCUCCUCGACACCAACAAAAACACCUUCCUCUCCCUCCGCCUCACCACGACCUUCGCCUGGCUCACCACCCGCAUCAUUCCUCGCCGCAGUUCCCCAGAGGAAACCCUCGCGGACUGCGCAUCCCGCCAGAAAGUGACCAACCACGGCCGCUCGAAAGGAACCCUGUUCGGCUUCUGGUCCCCAGCGUAUACAGUGGGGAUCGGGGUACCCGGAUUUCACCUGCAUUUCUUGUCCGAGGACGAGGAGAAGGGGGGGCAUGUGUUGGAUUUCGAGGGCGAGGGGAGGGGGUUGGAGGUCGCGGUGCUGCGGGAGGUGAGGUUGGAGUUGCCUGACACUGAAGAGUUUGGGCGGGGGGAUGUUGAGGCGCCGACUGCGGAGAUGGUAAGGGGGGCGGAGGGGGGGUAA
This is a messenger RNA of Aspergillus uvarum CBS 121591, 744 nucleotides long. Its product is annotated as acetolactate decarboxylase. NCBI's taxonomy places the organism in Eukaryota, Fungi, Ascomycota, Eurotiomycetes, Eurotiales, Aspergillaceae. The record is from RefSeq and is a predicted model, not a curated record. The transcript is spliced from 2 exons. The coding region runs from base 1 to 744 and encodes 247 amino acids. Gene Ontology annotation, biological process: acetoin biosynthetic process. Gene Ontology annotation, molecular function: acetolactate decarboxylase activity.